Ooceraea biroi (clonal raider ant) is the source of this 943-nucleotide messenger RNA. It is a transcript of the gene mRpS18B, whose product is annotated as mitochondrial ribosomal protein S18B. Gene Ontology annotation, molecular function: structural constituent of ribosome. The record is from RefSeq and is a predicted model, not a curated record. Gene Ontology annotation, biological process: mitochondrial translation. NCBI's taxonomy places the organism in Eukaryota, Metazoa, Arthropoda, Insecta, Hymenoptera, Formicidae. Gene Ontology annotation, cellular component: mitochondrion; ribosome.
UCCAAUCGAGAUUCGAUGUGCCUGUAGCGUCGAUGGAUGAGGCACGUGAGUCAAAUAAACUUCUCUUAAAUGGCAUGAUCGUUGCGUUAUAAAUUACGCACGCUAGCUUUUGCAUUGACAAAUCGUGAUUUAUAUUUCAUAAUCGUUCGUUUAUAUUUAAUUUACACGAAAAUUCUAUAAUAUUUAUUGUAAUCAUAAAUAGACGUACGAUUCGUGCUGUUAACCUAGAAAUCUCACAUUAUUAUCGUAUCAUAAAGAUUUUUAUGCGGUUAUUUCAUCGAACAUGUCGAUCUUAAACACUUUACAUCGAGUGGGAGCGCUGCUGCGAGCGAGUUUGUCUUACAAGCCCGACCCGGCACGAUCCAUCGCGUUGUCGUUUACGCGCCUCUCUGAUGGUACGGCAGCUGAAGCUGAGAUAAAAAAUGAGGAUUCAGAGAUAAAUGAGAAUUCAGAGAUAAAUGAGAAUUCACAGGCAAAUGCUCCUAAAAUAGCAAAGGUGCCAUUUAUUCCUGUAGAGACGAGCAUCCAGUACAUGGAAAGUGAUGCUUACAAGCAGACUUAUGGCGACAAUCUGGUAUGGAAGCUGUACAGAAGGAAUCACAAAGGAGCACUUGCGCCUAGGAAAACUCGGAGGACUUGCAUAAGACACGGUGUGAUCUCCACGGGAAAUCCCUGCCCCCUAUGCAGAGACGAGUAUCUUGUACUUAGUUAUAGAAACGUGAAGCUGCUUGAACAGUUUAUCAACAAGUACAACGGGCAGGUUCUGAGUUACUCGACAACGGGUAUCUGUCAAAGAAAGCACAAAAAGCUUUUAGUUGCCCUAACUAGAGCGAAGGAUUACGGGACUAUCACAUUUGAUGUUCCUAGAAGACAGUACGACUAUUCGGAGUGGAAGCCAGCGAAUAAUUAAUUCUUAAUUAGUUUUAUAGAGCGUAUAAUACAC